AUGGUUUAUAAAAUUAGAAAUAAAUCAUUCUUUUGGACCAGAGCAGGAUGGAAGAAUAACUGGCAUCCUAAAAACUUUAAUGCUCCUCGUCCUUCCAGUUCAGAGUUUACAAUCGGCAUUAGAUGCAGAUAUGAUCAUAACUCAUUUUUAAGAGCUUAUCACUCAUAUAGGAAGAUCUCAAGACAUUGCAAACAAUAUUUCUUUGGCAACAGAGAAUUAGAAGAAUUAUUUCAAAUGGGUUUGAGGACUUUCUUCAUCGUUCCACAUAUUGCUGAAUGUCAAGUCACAUAAAUUAAACAUGGUGGUGAAAGAAGAAUGGUUGAUUAAAUAGAUAGAGACUUUGAGUUAGUGUCUUAUAACUCGCACCCUUAUUAAUUAUUCACCUACACUGUUUGGAAUCAAUAUUUAGCAAAUCAAUAAGAAGCCUAUGAAUAAAGAAAGAAUGGAGGUUAAGCUAUUGAAGAUUAAGUUAUUGAUCACAUCAGCGAAUUAGUGAAAGAUGAGAAGAGCAAAUUGGGUCCUGGAAAAUAAUUAAGCAUAGAGAAAACAGCUGAAAUCGUGAUGAAUGUCAUGAGAUAAUUAAGAGCUGCAUAGCAAAGACCAAAUUUGAAUAAUAGACGAGCAGAUGGUGAAUUCGAUGAUUUCUUAGAAUAAAGAAGACCCUUCACAGCACCCAAUAAUCAAUCAGCAACUCAUUGAGUAAUAAUA
This is a messenger RNA of Paramecium tetraurelia, 708 nucleotides long. RefSeq lists its product as uncharacterized. The record is from RefSeq and is a predicted model, not a curated record. NCBI's taxonomy places the organism in Eukaryota, Ciliophora, Oligohymenophorea, Peniculida, Parameciidae. The transcript has 4 exons.